This is a messenger RNA of Fusarium mangiferae, 996 nucleotides long. RefSeq lists its product as uncharacterized. The record is from RefSeq and is a predicted model, not a curated record. Gene Ontology annotation, biological process: alcohol metabolic process. Gene Ontology annotation, molecular function: zinc ion binding; alcohol dehydrogenase (NADP+) activity. Bases 1 to 996 code for a protein of 331 amino acids. NCBI's taxonomy places the organism in Eukaryota, Fungi, Ascomycota, Sordariomycetes, Hypocreales, Nectriaceae. The transcript has 3 exons.
AUGGUCUCUUACAAGGUCUUCCGAGGAACCCCCGAGGGAAGGAUUGUCUCUGACACCGUCGAGCGUGAGCUCCAGAACCACGAGGUCUUCAUUGAGACAACACACUCUGGUGUUUGUGGAACGGAUAAGCUCUACCAGCCCAGUGGAAUUGUCCUUGGUCAUGAGGGCGUUGGUGUUAUUCGUGAGGUCGGAUCGUCAGUGAAGAACGUCAAGGUUGGCGACAGAGUUGGAUUCGGAUACACACAUCAGAUCUGCGGCUCUUGCGACAACUGCUGUACAGACCUUGACCAGUACUGUCGUGAGCGUCAGAUCUAUGGUUUCUCUGACACUGACAACGGCUCCUUCUCCUACGGAGCUGUCUGGGACUCCAAGACCGUUGCUCCUAUUCCCGAUGGAUACGACUCCGCUGAUGCCGCCCCUCUUCUCUGCGCGGGAGCCACUGUCUACACAGUUCUCACCAAGUAUGGUCUUCGCUCUCAAGAUAGAGUUGGUGUUAUGGGCAUUGGUGGCCUGGGCCAUCUUGCUAUCAAGCUAGCUGCUGCCAAGGGGGCUCACGUCGUUGUCUUCUCUUCUUCCGAGUCUAAGAGACAGGAAGCCCUUGACUAUGGCGCCUCUGAAUUUAUUGUCUUCAAGUCUGGAGACGAGGCUCCCGAGAACUUCAAGCCCGUUAAGCACUUGCUUCUCUGCGGUAGCUCAAAUGUCGACUACAGCAGCCUCGUUCCUCUUGUUGAUACCGAUGGUGUCAUCUACCCUCUUACUGCCGCUCUGGAGUCUACUCCCGUGCCUCUGACCUCGCUCUCCCUCAAGGGCAUUCGCGUUCAGGGCUCUCUGGUCAGCUCUCGCGAUAGCCUUCGCAAGCUUCUUGAUUUUGCUGCCAGGAAGAACAUCAAGCCCACCAUUAUGACAUACCCUCUGAACGAAGAGGGGAUUGAGAAGGCUCUACACGACUUGAAGGAGGGCAAGGUUCGAUACAGAGCUGUCCUUGUCAAGGAGUAA